Molecule: messenger RNA, 672 nt
Organism: Atta colombica
Lineage: Eukaryota; Metazoa; Arthropoda; Insecta; Hymenoptera; Formicidae
Exons: 4
Coding region: 1-672 (223 amino acids)
Source: RefSeq, a predicted model, not a curated record
AUGUACCGCAAGUUCGUCGAGAAUGAUAGCCCGUCAAGGUGCUGCUUGGACAGUCUGACCUCAUGCCACGAGGCCGUGGCGAUUUACCACCUGGAAAUGCUUAGAAGGGGUUUCUCAUCCACGUUUUCUAAUGGUCUAUUAUUGAACGGUCUUAUUGAAGAGAAUGCUUUAAAAUUGAUCACUGAAAUGCAGUCACGGAUAAUCAACUCGAGCAUCGAAUCGAGAACACUGUUCUCCACGAGAUACGUCAAUCUUUGGACAAAGAUAUUCCAGAAGAAGAAGAAACCGUUAGCUUCAGAGGUCCUAACGAGCUACCUAUUGCAAACCGACGAACCCCCCUGGACUUCGUACUUCGUUCGAUAUGCCGACGUGGUGAAUGAUCAGCGGGGAAUGUCACACUUCAAUUGGCCAGCGGGCGGCAGCAAUUAUCACGUACUUAGGACCGGUUGCUUCCCGUACAUCAAGUAUCACUGCAGCAAGCGGCCGAAGCAGGAUCUCAGUAGCGAGGACAGAUUCUUCAAGGCGAUCAAGAUAUUGAACCUUGGUAUCCCUACUCUGAUGUAUGGACUGGCUGCGACGCAGCUUAUCCGACACCGCGAGAUCGUGAAGACGCCUCGGGGUGACGUGACGAUCUAUUUCUUGCUACCAGAGGACAAAGGUUCGCAGUACUGA